AUGUCUACCUUUGACCUCAUCGCCAAAUACACUCAAACGGCUCUAUCCCACCUCCCAGGGCCCACCCAAAAUCUUCUCCGUAACUCAACGGCCCAAAGAGCCCUUGGCGUUCUUGCCGCGUUUGCCCUGCUUCGCACCACAAACAGUUUCUUUUCACACCGCGCCCUCCAAAACUGGACUUCCAAUCAACCAUGGAUCCCCACCCGCGAGCUCAUCUUGCUAUCCGGCGGUUGCAGCGGAAUUGGCAAGCAGGUCAUGGAAGACCUAGCGCGCACAGGCGUGCGUGUUAUCAUUCUUGAUAUUAAUGAGCCAACUUUCGCACUACCCGCCAACGUCACCUUCUACAAGGCGGAUAUCACUUCCUCAGCUGACAUUACCCGUGUUGCGAGCACGAUCCGUGAAAACCACGGCGAGCCCACGGUGUUGAUUAAUAAUGCCGGCGUUGGACACGACGGGACCAUCAUCGAUGAGCCCGAGGAGAAAAUCCGCCAGACUUUUGAGGUUAAUACCCUCUCUCAUUUCCUUAUGGUGAAGGAGUUUGUGCCGGCUAUGGUGAAGGCAAAUCAUGGCCAUGUGGUGACUAUCGCCAGCAUGGCGAGCUUCGUGGCCAUCGGUGAGAUGGUGGAUUAUUGUUGCUCCAAGGCUAGUGCGCUUGCUUUCCACGAGGGGCUGCGUCAGGAAUUGAAGCAUUGGCAUAAUGCACCCAAUGUCCGCACUAGUAUUAUUCACCCCAGGUGGGUGCGUACACCCAUGAUCAAGAAGAUCACUGAUAAUGAGGCGCAUUUCCGCCAGUCUAUCAUGACUCCCCAAGUUGUGUCUGAGGCUAUCUGUAAGCAGAUCUUGACUCAGACUAGUGGCCAGAUUAUUCUGCCUCCCAACCAGUCGGUGGCUAGUUUGGUGCGUGCUAUGCCGAGCUGGAUGCAGGAGGGUGUGCGCAAUUUGGUGUCGCGUGGGUUGAAGAGGACUUGCGCUGCGCAGCAGGCGGAGGCAAAGGCGUAG
Molecule: messenger RNA, 999 nt
Organism: Penicillium vulpinum
Lineage: Eukaryota; Fungi; Ascomycota; Eurotiomycetes; Eurotiales; Aspergillaceae
Exons: 2
Coding region: 1-999 (332 amino acids)
Molecular function (GO): oxidoreductase activity, acting on the CH-OH group of donors, NAD or NADP as acceptor
Source: RefSeq, a predicted model, not a curated record